GGAAGAUAAAAAAAAAAUAAAAAAAAUAAAAAAAUAAAAAAAAAUAAAAAGAAAGAAAGAAAGAAUACAAAAGAAGAAGAAAUAAAACAACCCCCCCUUCUUUGGAUCUCUGAGUUCUUUUUUGAUUUCUAUCUUGGCUGAAAUCUAAGGCAGAGGGGGUAGUUUUUUCUCUGCCUUAGCCAAUUUUGCAGAAGAUGGUAUUUCAAGAUUUUGACAAAAUCUCAGAACGUAGAAGAGCCGAGAGGGAACGUAAGUUCAAAAAGAGAGUUACCAUUGGCCUUAUUACGGGAUUAGUACUCCUUGUUAUAAUCGCCGCCGGAGUUAUCGUUUUGGUCACCACUAAUAAUAAUAAUAAUGACUCUAACAGCAACAACAAGAACUCCUCCACCACCUCCAAGUCUAACAAAGGAUCAUCAUCAUCAUCAGCCAAACCAUCUUCUUCUUCAUCCACUUCUGCUUCUUCUUCUUCAUCUUCAUCUUUAUUAUCUUCUUCUUCUGGGGAUUCAUCAUCCACGAGAGACGUCGUAAAAGUCGAAAAGGUCAUCACUUCCGUAUGUAGCUCUACGGAUUACAAGCAGAGGUGCCAUGACUCCCUCACUGCUGCUGCAAAGAAACAGCCUGAAUUGUCUCAGCCUAAGGAUUUCAUCAAGGUUGCAAUUUCAGCAGCUUCGGAUGAGCUCACCAAGGCAUUCAACAAAACUUCCAAUUUCACGUUCAAUACCCCUGAAGAGAAGGCAGCGUUUGGAGACUGUAAGGUUCUAAUGGAGGAUGCUUUGGAGGAAUUGGAGGCUUCUGGUAAGCACGUUGGAGACAAUGCUACUUUAACAGCUUUGUCGAGUAAAACCCCGGACUUGAACAGUUGGCUCAGUGCAGUUCAAUCUUAUCAGCAGACAUGCAUUGAUGGAUUCCCUGUAGGGAAGUUGAAGACCGAUGUCAAGAACGCUUUCAAUGCUACAAAGGAAUUCACCAGCAACUCUUUGGCGUUGAUUUCCGAGGUGGUUUCGUUUCUUUCCACGUUACAGACACCGGGUUCACCAGGACCAGCAACGACCCGCCACCUUUUGGACACCGAUGGUUUCCCUACUUGGAUGAGUCAUGAAGAUCGGAGGAUGUUGAAGGCUAGUGAUGUCAAGCUCACGCCUAAUGUCACUGUGGCUAAAGAUGGAAGUGGAAAGUUCAAAACCAUUAAUGCAGCUCUUGCUGCCAUGCCUGCUAAUUACACUGGACGGUUUGUCAUCUACGUGAAAGAAGGAGUAUAUGAUGAGACUGUAAUUGUGACAAAGAAGAUGGUAAACGUCACAAUAUAUGGUGAUGGGUCACAGAAGAGCAUCAUCACCGGGAAGAAAAAUUUUGUAGAUGGAGUUAGAACCUUCGAAACUGCAUCAUUUGCGGCUCUUGGAGAGGGUUUCAUGGGAAAAGCCAUGGGGUUCAGAAACACAGCCGGUCCAGAAAAACACCAAGCCGUGGCAGCCAGAAUCCAAUCAGAUCGGGCAAUCUUUGUCAACUGCAGAUUCGAAGGUUACCAAGACACCUUAUACGCACAGACACACCGUCAGUUCUACAGAAGCUGUGUCAUCGCCGGAACAGUAGACUUCAUCUUUGGCGACGCGGCGGCCAUCUUCCAGAACUGCAAUCUGGUGGUGAGGAAACCUUUGGACAACCAGCAGAACAUCGUGACGGCGCAAGGUAGGACCGACGUACGAGAAACGACAGGGUUCGUGCUGCAAAACUGUCGUGUUAUGGCAGACAAGGCUCUUGUACCAGUGAAGGAGAAGAUAAGGAGCUAUUUGGGGAGGCCAUGGAAGGAAUUCUCGAGGACCAUAUUUAUGGAAUCGGAUAUAGAGGAUAUAAUCCAUCCAGAUGGUUGGAUGCCAUGGGAAGGAGAGUUUGCAUUGAAAACUCUGUACUACGCGGAGUAUAACAACAAAGGAGCCGGAUCGAAAACCACGGCCAGAGUGAAAUGGCCUGGUUACAAAGUGAUCGAUAAGCAAGAAGCUAACAAGUUUACAGUAGAGAAUUUCUUACCAGGAAGUUGGCUCAAUGCCACCGGUGUUCCUGUUCAAAAAUCUUUUUAUUUUUAAGACAUUCUUUCACUCAACGUUUUCUUCCUUCCUUCCUUCUUCUUCUUCUUCUUCUUCUUCUUCUUCUUUUUCUUCCCCCACACAAAUUAUUUUAUUUGAUAUCAAAAAGAAAGAAUGAAGUUUGUUGAUAUUUCUAGUUUCUUUCCCUUUAAAACUUCAAACUUCAAACCCCAUUCCAAAAGGCAAACAAACGAAGAUUACCUUUAAAUUUAAAAUUAGAACGUCACCCGUCGUCUAAUGGGCCGAGUGAACUCAUUGUGUCGGCCCAUUUUAUUUUUUAACCAAUAUUGGACCCAUUAUUUUUCUGUACAUUUUCUGGGCCUGGACAACGUGUAAUCUGUUAGUAGGGAGGGGUGUAGUAUACUGUGCGUGUCCACUACGUCCAAUUCUUUUGCCUAA
Ziziphus jujuba (common jujube) is the source of this 2480-nucleotide messenger RNA. RefSeq names its product putative pectinesterase/pectinesterase inhibitor 45. Lineage: Eukaryota; Viridiplantae; Streptophyta; Magnoliopsida; Rosales; Rhamnaceae. The transcript has 3 exons. Gene Ontology annotation, molecular function: pectinesterase activity; pectinesterase inhibitor activity. The coding region runs from base 195 to 2081 and encodes 628 amino acids. Gene Ontology annotation, biological process: cell wall modification. The record is from RefSeq and is a predicted model, not a curated record.